AAUUCUCCUAAAUAUUUAUAUUUUGAAACGGAGAGUAUUAUAUAUCUUUUGCAUUAAAAGCUUAUGAUGUUUUCGAAGUAAUUAUCACUGUAGCAUCUGCACAAUAACGAUGAAAUCGAACGGUCAAAAAUCAAAAACAACAGGCUUCCGGGUCAAGCAACGUGGCUCAACCUCGUCUCGACUCCUCUCAUAGUCACGGACACGUGUGGUCAAGCCAACUUAAUUCAUAUACUCUCUCUUCUCCCUACUACCAAAAUCAAUGUAAUAACAAUUUCAAAAGACGGUGGUGAGAGAGUACAAGAAAAAAAGCAAGAAGAUAAUUCUACGGAAAAAAUGUUUUCAGCUAUAGGAAGUUUAGUGAAGCUCAUCUUCAAGAACUUGGACGUCAUCGCUGGACCUAUCAUUAGCUUGGUUUAUCCUUUAUACGCAUCAGUGAGAGCAAUAGAGUCUAGGACCGGUGGAGACGACAAGCAAUGGCUCACUUAUUGGGCUCUUUAUUCACUUAUCAAACUCUUUGAGCUCACUUUCUACAAAGUCAUCGAAUGGAUACCGUUAUGGCAAUACAUGAAGCUAGCAUUAACCAGUUGGUUGGUCUUACCGGGCUUGAGCGGCGCUUCUUACCUCUAUAAUAACUAUGUGCGCUCAUUCCUUUUAAGCCCACAUAGUGCUAACGUGUGGUACGUACCAGCUAAGAAGGAUGAUGAUGACUUGGCAUCAGCUGCUGGAAAAUUUACUCCGGGUGAGCCUACAGAAAAGCAUGUUAGCUCGGUGAAUACAUCAGCCAAAUAUGUUGGUGGUUCGGCCUUUGAUGAUACAUAUGUCUACUAGUAAAAGCUACUUGUGAUCUGUUGUAGCUUUAAUAUGGUUACCCAUCUUCGCAAUACCAUAUAGUCUGUAUUAUCCUUUUUUAUCUUUGUGUUUCUUUUUAAUGUGGUAGAUGUGUAAGCAAGCAAAG
This is a messenger RNA of Eruca vesicaria subsp. sativa (arugula), 955 nucleotides long. The record is from the annotation of a GenBank genome assembly. NCBI's taxonomy places the organism in Eukaryota, Viridiplantae, Streptophyta, Magnoliopsida, Brassicales, Brassicaceae.